CAACACUGGUUCAGACGUGGCUGCUGAUUUCGUUUUUGACGUCCGUAAACUUGGUGCGUUUUUUCAGCUGCGAAAACAAAUUACCUUGAGAUCGAGCUUUCAGAGUGACUUGAGCUGAACAUAUCAGCCCCGUCACCAUGAUGGAAGAAGCGGCCGACGAUGCUAACGGAGAUUCUACGUUCGAAUUCGUCGCCGUCAAAGACGCUUCGAUGCCCUCCGACACCACCGAGCCCAGGACAGAUGACAGUGCAGCAGGAAGCGUGGUGAAGACACAGCAGACAGUGGGAAGUGCAGAGAAAACGCAGCAGAAAGCAGUCCCGCCAAGCCCACCAGUGGUGACGACGGUGCCAACGUCUUUCCAACCAGCCAUGCCCCCUCAGACACUGACCCAGAGCCAGGCACCUCUGCGGCCGUCACCAUUCGAGCACACCCAGGUGUCGAGUGCCUAUUCACCCGGUGGCACGCAUCCGCCGCCAGGUGUGACAGCAACAGUGGCGGCUCCAGUGCCUGGAUCCUACGCAUCUCAGUUUCCACCACCCAUGCAGUCGGUCUAUCAACCGCCACCGAUGGGAGCACAGCACCAAUCACAGCCACCACAACAGUAUUACACAAGCCAACCUAGCCACACCUACCCUGCAUACUCCACUGGUUCAGGAGAUCAGUCCUUCUCAGUCUCCCUUCCUACGGACUACGACCAUAACCUCCCACAGUCGCCAUCUGGCAAUAGUGGCAUGUGGGGUUGGUUUAAAGGCAAUGAUUUCCUGAAUAAAGUUGCAGAGAAAGCCAAGAACUCAGUUGACUCGAUGAUCACCACGCUGGACCCAGGGAUGAAAGAAUUUAUUUAUUCUGGUGGCGACAUUGACAUUCUUGUUGCCUCCCACGAUGACCUCCGCAUCAUUGGUCCUGUCCGUGAGGCUUUCCAAAAAAUUUUUGGAAGAGCUACAGUGACAGGUGUUACCAUGCCUCCCUCCAACAUGGCACCCCAGCCUGUUGGAUUUGCAGCCGGCCUGAAAGCAGCUGAAGACAAGAUCACAUCACUGCAGAUGACAGGCCGCAUACCUGCUGCCCAGCCCAUCCUGGCUGUCGAAAGCUUUAUAGUAGAGCUCACACCGGACAGCUGGUUUGACAUGCACUGCCUCGUACUAAAGGAUGACUCAUGCGGAGUGUUCCUGCAUACUUUUGGCCAACCAACACCUGUACCUGCAGAGUUUGUUGCAGAGAUACAGGACAGGACACCAGCCGACUACCCGCUUCGUUGGUGCGGCCUUGCGGUCACUGUGGGAGAAGUGGCCAGCCCUCGUCUGGUGGUGCCACAAUCCGAGUGGAGAGCCGUGCUUGGCGGCAUUCCCGACGCGCAGUUGGUUAACUCUGCAGCUUGUGCCCUGGCUUCCAUGUACAGAAGAGCAUUGCGCCGGUGACAUUGAACUCUGAACUUCCAGGUGCUUGUCUCUGUGUCGGCUUGUAUAAAGAGUUGCUGUGCACCUGAUAUGAAGUCUGCUCGAGAGGUAGAUGUUACGUAUACAUCGCAUGGGCAGUAAUUCGUGCCUCGUGAUAAUUGAAACUUUAAGGACUAUGGUUGCACCUGUGUGGAGCAUUUAUGAAAAAUCUGAGUGGGCGUGGUAUCCAAGAGAAGGUGGCACAUUCUCAGGCAAAAAUUCUUUAAAAUAGGCACUCGUGUAGACCUCUAGUAACUGCUGUUAACUGGUAAAUUAUUCUCUAUUGCACACUUAUAUUGCAGCUUGACUCUAUAAGUUCACUGCUGCAGUUUAUGUUGGUGCAACACAACAUGCAUUUCUCUGCCUGCACAUUUAAUUUUUGUUCAUAGAACAACAUGGUGAGAUGUCACAGUUCAGUGGUCGCACUGAUUUGUAUCAGUCAUUUUAUGAAACAUAAUGUCAGUAUUACACACCACUAACACGAGUGCAGGCGAAAACUUUUAUCACUCUUGACAAGCUACACUACUCAUAACUUGUGCAUAUAUGACUGCUAUAACCACAGCGCAGAGUUGGAAAUUAGCAGCAGGCACGAAUAAACGCACAUGGGAAAAGCGCAACAUUAUUUAGAGUGCAAAUUUCACUUAUGAUUUUGUCCACAUUGAGGGCUCUGUCUUUGAAUAUUGCACAUGGUACAGCAAAAAUCAUGUAAUGCAUGCAAGUAGAAUAACUUUGCUUGAGGCAAAAUUUUUACUCGCAUACUUUGUCUCAUUUUGCUGGAAGCAGAAUUGCAGUGACAUGGCAAGUACAGAUCUUGCUCUUAUUCAAAGUAACCAAUGAGUAUGUUAGUUUUAAGUGUUCAAUGGUCGGUACACCAUAGCAUCAUGGUGCACUAUAAAAGAAAGCAGUGCAGAAUGUUUAACACUGCUAGGAAUGAAUGUAGAUGUACAAUGUUACUAAUGGUUGUAUGUGGUCUUACUCUUUCGUCAUUCAUAUAUUUUGUAGGCAUGGUUUACGGGUGUGCUUUUGUUGUAUUCACGAUUUUCUGAGAAUAAGACGUGAAAGCUCCACUUGGUUGUGAACAGAGUGCAAUUUCUUUUAAUCUUGUCAGCUAAGCUGAGGCGCAUGCCAGAGCCAAUCAUCUCGCAAACAUACUGGAGGAAGAGAAAGAAUGAGACAAGUUGAGACAAUAUUUUCUGUGAAAUGGCACGACUCAAAGAAAUGGAUAUUGAGUGUGUUUGAAUUUGAGAUAAAAAAAAAUAUAUUCAUGGCCUCCUCGAUUUUGCACCUGUACAAACUACAACUCAACAGUAGAGUUGA
Messenger RNA from Rhipicephalus microplus (southern cattle tick), 2753 nucleotides. RefSeq names its product protein PRRC1. Gene Ontology annotation, biological process: activation of protein kinase A activity. Gene Ontology annotation, cellular component: cytoplasm. Lineage: Eukaryota; Metazoa; Arthropoda; Arachnida; Ixodida; Ixodidae. Gene Ontology annotation, molecular function: protein kinase A regulatory subunit binding. The record is from RefSeq and is a predicted model, not a curated record.